Messenger RNA from Uranotaenia lowii, 1888 nucleotides. RefSeq names its product probable cytochrome P450 9f2. Lineage: Eukaryota; Metazoa; Arthropoda; Insecta; Diptera; Culicidae. The transcript has 2 exons. The record is from RefSeq and is a predicted model, not a curated record. Gene Ontology annotation, molecular function: oxidoreductase activity, acting on paired donors, with incorporation or reduction of molecular oxygen; iron ion binding; heme binding. The coding region runs from base 91 to 1689 and encodes 532 amino acids.
AACGAAGUUCAAGUUCUAGUGGCCAUCAACCGUUGACGGUCGCCAGUUGAUUGUGAGCUAUCAGGUGGACGAGAUUUUGACCAGCAUCCGAUGAUGGAGGUCAACGUUGGUUUGGUGCUCUUUCUGCUUUCGAUUUUGGGGUAUCUGUAUCAUCUGCUCACCCGGAACAAUGAUUACUUCCACGAGAAACCAAUUCCUUCGAUGGCUGUCAAACCAAUUUUCGGCAGCACCGGGUCGCUAAUAUUGAAACGAUGCACUUGGCCUGAUUUUGUUGUCGAAAUUUACAACAAAUAUGCUAAUACCAAAGUCUUCGGGAUGUUCGACAGUGUGACUCCGAUAUUUGUGGUUCAAGAUCCGGAGCUUAUUAAAAAGAUCACCAUAAAGGAUUUUGACCACUUCGUCGAUCACCGGCCGAUGUUUGGUGACAGCCGAAACGAUAGUCCAUACACUUUGUUUGGGAAAAGUUUGUUCGCGAUGAAUGGAUCGAAAUGGCGCAGUACGAGAGCAACCUUGAGCCCGGCCUUUACUGGGAGCAAAAUGCGUCAGAUGUUUGAGCUGAUGAUCGAUUGCUGUGAAAGUGCUACCAAGUAUCUUGAAGGUCAAGUUCAAAGUGCUAAGGAUAUGAACAUGAGUGAUCUGGCAAGUCGUUUAGGAACAGAUAUGAUAGCAUCUUGCGCUUUUGGGAUCCAAAUUGAUUCAUUGCGUAAUCCGGAGAAUGAGUUUUACUCUCGUGGUAAAGAGAUGAUUAAUUUCGAAAGAAUUAGUGUAGUAUUCAAGAUGUUUGGCUUUAAACUGUGCCCGAAACUGAUGGGUAGACUUGGUAUUGAUUUGAUCGAUCGGAAACCUGGUCAAUACUUUAGCGCUCUCAUACGACAAGCGAUCAACGAUCGACUUUCCAAAGGAGUCAUCCGAUACGAUAUGAUCCACCUGCUACUGCAAGCCAAACAAGGAGUUCUUCGUCACCAACAGGAGAGCGAACAAUACGAAGGAUUCGCAGUAGUGCAAGAGUCACACGUCGGAAAGCAACAAGCUACGGAAGGUUUAACGGAAAACGAAAUGAUCGCGCAGACAUUUGUUUUCUUUUUAGCUGGAUUUGAAACCGUUGCUACUUCCUUAUCUUUUGUUGUUCAUGAUCUUGUAGUGCACGAAGAUAUCCAACAGAAACUAUACGAAGAAAUUGUUGCCACUCACGAAGCUCUAGCAGGAAAGAAGCUCAACUACGACACCCUCCAGAGGAUGGAAUACAUGGAUAUGGUAAUAUCGGAGAGCAUGCGAAUGCGCCCAGCAGCAAUCUUACUAGACCGAUGCUGUACUCACGAUUACCAGGUUGAUGAUGGGGAGGGAUUGAGAUUUACCAUCGACAAGGGAACAGUAGUAUGGAUUCCGACUCAAGGAAUUCAUAUGGAUCCCAAAUACUACCCUAACCCGUACCAUUUCGAUCCGGAACGUUUCAGUGCCGAGAAUAGGCACAACAUCGACCCGCUAACAUAUCUACCCUUUGGUAUUGGUCCAAGGAAUUGUAUUGGAUCGAGGUUUGCUCUAAUGGAAAUCAAAGUUGUCCUCUAUUAUUUGCUGUUGAGCUAUAAGUUUCAACGCUCUGAACGAACGGAGAUUCCGCUAAAGAUGCGCAAAGGACAAACAAUUCUGGCGGUUGAGUCACCACUAAUUGUAAAGUUCGCUAAACGUUAACUUUUAUUUGAAUGUAGUAAAACAAUGUGCUCAACUAAUUUUCCUAAUUCUUCUAAGGACAGCACUUGGAAAUCGACUUUUCACCCACAGCUACUGAUUUAAAUUUAGUGUACCCAAAAUUGAAACAAACUUCCUGAAUGAAACUGAAAAAUGUCACAAGAUAAAUUUGAAACUAAUAAAACAAAGUUACAAGUAAUUA